Molecule: messenger RNA, 1107 nt
Organism: Helianthus annuus (common sunflower)
Lineage: Eukaryota; Viridiplantae; Streptophyta; Magnoliopsida; Asterales; Asteraceae
Product: CRIB domain-containing protein RIC10
Exons: 5
Coding region: 337-771 (144 amino acids)
Source: RefSeq, a predicted model, not a curated record
ACCUCACCUUCUUGUUAAAGAUCUUUGUGGUUCUCCAUCUUGCUUCCUUUCUCUCUUCUGUUCUUCAACAAUAUAUUCUCCAUACUUAAAACCCACCAAUAUUACCCCACUUUUAACCAAAGGGUCUUCUUUUUCUUUCCCAAAUUUCCUCUCUUUUUUCUUGAUUUCCUUGCACUCUUGGAAUUUUAAAGGAAAUGAAGAAGAAUUCAGAGCAUGAAACGCAAAGAAAAGAAACGACUUUUUGGUUAAAUACCCUGUAACAAGAAGGAAAAAGAGUUGCAUUUGUUUAAUUUUCUAGGCUUUUUGGUGUGAGUUUUCCUUGUAGUUUCCAUAGCCAUGGGGACUAAAAUCAAAGGGGUUUUUAAAGGCUUCAAAUUCAUCUCCCAAAUCUUUGUUGUGAAGGAGCGUGAGAUGGAGAUUGGUUACCCAACUGAUGUUAAACAUGUUGCUCAUAUUGGCUCGGAUGGUUCCUCAGGCAGUGCUCCAUCUUGGAUGACUGAAUUCAAGACAGCCCCUGAUUUUGCUGCAACUUCUAUUGGCAAUUCUGGUUCUGCUAUGUCAACAUGGUCUUCUCAAGAUUUUGGAGAAGCGAUGGGAAGACGACCCAUGGAUGAUACACUUAACGAUCCACCACCACCUGUAGACCUUCCAAGUAUCCCGAAAAAACAAAGGCGUAGAAAGUCAAAGUCGACAUGCUCCCCAAGGUCAACCUCGUCAUCAAAGUCAUCAUCUCGAGCUGCAAAGGUAAAGGCCAACACAGAGACCAUGUAAAGUGACCCUGCAAACAUAACACGUUGGACGACCGAAAGUUUUUGGAAGAUCAAGACAUGAUGUUAGAAGAAAGUUAAAAAGGCCAUAAAAGAAAUGACACAUAGGGGUAUAUCUAUUAUGACCUUAAAUUGGUGGGAGAACUGCUACCUUUCUUGUUUUUUUUUUUUUUUUUAAAUUUUUUUUCUUUUUAAUUUAUUUUUGUAUUUUUAAUUUGUAAUUUUGUCCCCUUUGGGAAUGCACAACAAAGAAUCAACAUGUACAAAGUUAGAUUCUUUGGUUGUGAUGUUGGAAAAACUAAUCUAGCUUUUGGAAAUGUUAACAUGCUAUUUGUUUGUA